Coturnix japonica (Japanese quail) is the source of this 3097-nucleotide messenger RNA. RefSeq names its product fructosamine 3 kinase (gene FN3K). The record is from RefSeq and is a predicted model, not a curated record. Gene Ontology annotation, biological process: fructosamine metabolic process. NCBI's taxonomy places the organism in Eukaryota, Metazoa, Chordata, Aves, Galliformes, Phasianidae.
AACAAGGACAAUGGUGGUUGCACAGCCAUAGAUUCUAAUUUGGAGUACUGUGUUGCUGAAGAAAACAUUGAUAAAAUACACAGAGCUUAAAAACUUAUCUGCUGUUUGGGUAUUGUUGAAGAACUGUUCUCGCUAUGCCCUUUUCCUUAUACCAAUUGUUCAAAUGUAACAUUCCAUAACGCAGCUGAUUGAAAUAUUUUUUUGAUAGUCACUGUUUAGAUUUCUUAAUAGCUUAUUUUCACAUAUCUUCAUAAAAAGGUAAAAGUUACUUAACAAAGUUGCUGGGCUUAUGACAUCUUCAAUGUCUUUAUGUUGUUAAAAUACUCAACUACUUUUAACUUCUCACCUUCUAAUCAUAACAGAAGUGGAUUUUCUGUCAGUCAUAGGCAGGAAUGAUAAAUGCUAAAUUUUCAAAGAUCAUCUUUUUGCAAUAGAACAGAAAACAUUUUUGUGUUUGAAGGAAAAUCGUAUGGAUACCAGAGCUCUGCUUAAGUUUAACUAGAGGUUGGAGACGAGGAUGAGAUCUUUUCUGAAAGUGAGUUGCUGGGGAAACCUAAGGAUGAAACUGUUCCAGUUCUGUGAGGAGACAGUUGCAGAAGCCUGGGAAUUACCAUGGAGAAGAUCCUGAAAACAGAAUUGAAAACUUCAGUUCUGAAGGCAUUUGGGAGCUCGGGAGGAGGAUGUAUCAGCCAAGGCCAAGCUUAUGAAACAGACAGUGGACGAGUAUUUGUUAAAAUCAACAACAAACCUCAGGCUAGAAAGAUGUUUGAGGGGGAAAUGGCAAGUUUAGAAGCAAUUCAGAAAACCAAUAUUGUGAGGGUGCCUCAGCCUAUUAAAGUAAUUGACCUUCCUGGAGGAGGAGCAAUGUUUGUCAUGGAGUACCUGAAGAUGAAGCACCUCAACAAAUAUUCUUCAAAGCUUGGAGAGCAGAUAGCAGAGCUUCAUCUUUAUAACCAGAAACUUGGAGAGAAAUUGAGGAAGGAAGGAAAUACAAUUGGUAAAGGAGCCAGUUGCUCUGAUUUUCAGUAUGUGGAUAAGUUUGGAUUCCAUAAGGCCACUUGCUGUGGUUAUAUACCACAGGUGAAUGAAUGGCAGAGUGAUUGGCCUUCUUUCUUUAUUCGUCACAGACUCCAAGCUCAGCUGGAUCUGAUUGAAAAAGAUUAUGGAGACAGGGAAGCAAGAGAGCUUUGGUCACAGCUGAAGGUGAAGAUUCCUGAAAUGUUUUCUGAUGUAGAAAUUGUUCCUGCUCUACUGCAUGGGGACCUGUGGGCAGGAAAUGUGGCUGAGGAUGAAUCUGGGCCGAUUAUCUUUGACCCUGCUUCCUUCUAUGGCCACUCAGAGUUUGAACUGGCCAUUGCUGGAAUGUUUGGUGGGUUUAGCAGCUCAUUUUUCUCUGCCUAUCAUAGUAAAAUACCCAAAGCUCCAGGAUUUGAGAAACGAAAUAAAUUGUAUCAGCUCUUUAAUUACAUAAACCACUGGAACCAUUUUGGGACAGGAUACAGAGGAUCUACCAUAAAUGUAAUGAAAAAACUUUUAAAGUAAGCAGACAGGGACUAUGUAAUUUCUCAAACCUGAGUGAUUAGCAGCCUCUGCUUAUCAGAAAUAACACAAGCUAGGAAUCAGUGUUGAUGAUAAAACCCACGACAAGGCUUAGUAGACUUUUGAGCCUCACUAAUUGUUAAAAGUGAUUGAUUGCCUAUUUUUUAACAUAUAAUAGUUUACUAGCACAAAUUCAUACACAGAAAAAAAAAAAACUGCAGUGUUUAUGAAGACUCCACUGGGUUGGGAAGUAACAUUACAGUCAACUUGACCUUAUUUUGUAUUGGGAGUAUCACUUCUGCUGUAUUUCCACAGUUGUUUGCAGCUUACCACAUCUAUUGGUCUUUCAAUACUGAGAGUUCCUGCUGUGGGACUGGUGCUGGAAGUAAUCACUGGUUUCUUGGCUUUCCCCUCCAUUUGUUUUGUUUUGCUUCAGUUUUCUGUCUGUCUUUGCUCCUUUUACCUAUUUAUGUUUGUCUUCAUUUCUUUCUAUGUAAGGGUUAUGAUUCAAAAUUUAAGUUAGAUUUUAUGAAUGUGAAAAUAAAAACAUUUUCUUUUGGAUUUAAAGGUAGGCAGGGUCCUUCAGACUGCAGUUGACACUAGCAUUCCUAAUAUUUAUUUUAAUGUAAUUAAAUGGUUUUUUGUGUUUCCCUGAGAAAUUCAGUUGAGUAGUUUUUCUUAAAAGACAUGCUGCUGUAGUUCCUUGGUAGUUAAUUAUACGGUCAGAAAAUGGAUCAUUGCCAUAACUUUGAUAAUAACAUAGUUUUAACAGUCUUUAUUGUGCAUAAUGCUCUGAUAGGAACAUUUAAAUAACUGUGAAAACAUAGCAAAGAGUAGGAGGGAUACUUGUUUGCAUAGCGAGUAUCAACUUUGCUGUGUUGGUUGGUGCCUGAUGUAUUUCACUUUUAGAUAAUGUACAAAGCUGGUCUGCUCUGCCAGUGCUGCUUUAUUGGGGGAACAGUGUCACACUGGAUGGCUUUAUCUAUUUUAGUAUUCCUGAUGUUCUAUUUUUAUAGAAAAUGGGCAGUGAGGAUGUGGGGAGAAAACUGUGCACCAAAGGUGCUGGUGUACAAUGUGAGCUGGGGUAUGUUAGCGACAUAUUUUUAUAAAGAAAAGUAGUAAAAGCAAGUCAUGUGGCCCAAUAAAUGAACUAAGAAUGGUAGAACUUCUGUGUGCAAUAUUUGUGUGGCUGUAGUGAUUAAUAGGCAAAAUAUCAUAUUCAGAAAUAGCAGAUGACUUGGUUUAAGUGGAUGUGCCAUGAAGAUUUAUUAGAUUUUUUUGUAAUUUAUACUAUUUAAAAUAAUUUAAUUAUCUAAAUAUAACAGAACAACUUAUUUUUUUUACUUCCUUGAUUUUGGGCUACAGUUGGUGGGAUUAUACACUUGAUACAGCUUGAAAAGUGGAAAAAUAGAGUGAGAAUACAGUUGAAAUUGUAGCUGAAAGAACAAUGAAGUGCUGAGUCCUCACAUUUAAUCAUGUGUGUGAUUCAGGUGUUGCACUGAAAAUACAUAUGAGCUUAAGAUGUAUUGUUGUCCAAUAAAACACUUGUGUUACAGAA